Ilyonectria robusta is the source of this 803-nucleotide messenger RNA. RefSeq names its product FCF1 small subunit. The record is from RefSeq and is a predicted model, not a curated record. Gene Ontology annotation, cellular component: nucleolus; small-subunit processome. Lineage: Eukaryota; Fungi; Ascomycota; Sordariomycetes; Hypocreales; Nectriaceae. The coding region runs from base 154 to 753 and encodes 199 amino acids. The transcript is spliced from 2 exons.
CAACUUUUUGAGCCUCUCAUUCUUCCGGCGACAACGAACAGAGAUACCCCCCAAAACACGCUCCCACCGACCGCCGACGCCUGAAAUUUGGACUCAACAUUAUUUUCAACAUCCCGCGAUCGACCUUGCCGCCGAUUUUCUGAACCAUAAGCCAUGGGUGUUGCAAAAAAGACCAGAAAAUUUGGACAGGUGAAGCGAGUCAUCGGCCGCCGCGAUGCUCGGUUAAAGGAAAACCAGGCCAAGGCUGAGCUGGCCGCGAAGGAGAAGGCGGCCAAAAAGACCGUCGGCGGCGAGCUCGUCCGCGAGGCGCCCCAAAUGCCCAGCAACAUGUUCUUCCAACACAACACAGCCCUCGUGCCGCCCUACAACGUCCUCGUCGAUACCAACUUCCUCUCCCAUACCGUCCAGCGCAAACUAUCGCUCGUCGACUCCAUGAUGGACUGCCUUUACGCCAAGUGCAACCCCAUCAUCACCUCGUGCGUCAUGGCUGAGUUGGAGAAGCUGGGGCCCAAGUACCGCCUUGCGCUGCGCGUCGCCCGUGACGAGCGCUGGCAGCGGCUCGAGUGCGACCACAAGGGUGUGUACGCCGAUGACUGCCUCGUCGACCGCGUGCAGAAGAACAGGAUAUACAUUGUCGGGACCAACGAUAAGGCGCUGAAGCAGCGUCUAAGGAAGAUUCCUGGUGUGCCGAUUAUGAGCGUGGCCAGGGCCAAGUACGUGAUAGAGAGAUUGCCUGGAGCACCGGAUUCAUAGAGCGUUUGUUUUUGAUGAAUUAGAUAAAAAUACUAUUUUACGACCCAUUA